AUGGAUCUGUCGGUCCUGCCAAACAAUAAUAAUCCCGAAAGAUUCCUACAACUGGAUGUGAAGUGUUUACCAGUGAGCUCAACUCUGAUGCAAGCAGGUUUUGCGACAGGGGCUGCUUUAUCAGGACAAAGAUACUGGCAAAAUAGAGUCUACCUUCAGAGAAAAACAACUGAUACCUACGGGCGAAGAUCAACCGAGGCCAGCCCAGAACUCAUUGACAGAGCCCUUGGGAAACAUAUCACUGCUGUCACAUUGAAGUCAAAGAUCAAGAAGAACCCCCUUUACUCAGAUAUUAGGACUGUAGACGGAUGGGAAAACAGGAAGACUCAGCCCUCCUGGACCAUUCAAGAAUAUGACAGACAAUCCGUGCAUUCGAACCUUGCAGACUACCUAAAGGAGGACCCAAACGAGCUAGGUUUUUGGAUGGAGGACCUGUAUACCCCAGGAUAUGACACAUUAUUAAAAAAUAAAGAGACAGAAAAGAAACGAACCAAAAUCUGCAAAAUUAUCGCCUUAGUCUCAGUGUUAAGCUGUGCCUUGAUUGUGAUAAUUACAGUGUCUGUUGUAAUCACAAGACAUUAAUAUCGCCAAAUGAAUUACUUUUGUUUUUCUUCCUCUCAUGUAUU
Polyodon spathula (Mississippi paddlefish) is the source of this 626-nucleotide messenger RNA. RefSeq names its product major intrinsically disordered NOTCH2-binding receptor 1-like homolog. The transcript is spliced from 3 exons. NCBI's taxonomy places the organism in Eukaryota, Metazoa, Chordata, Actinopteri, Acipenseriformes, Polyodontidae. The record is from RefSeq and is a predicted model, not a curated record. Bases 1 to 582 code for a protein of 193 amino acids.